Molecule: messenger RNA, 204 nt
Organism: Miscanthus lutarioriparius
Lineage: Eukaryota; Viridiplantae; Streptophyta; Magnoliopsida; Poales; Poaceae
Source: the annotation of a GenBank genome assembly
AUGCCCGCGAAGAGCCGCGCCGGCGAAGAGGGCCGACUUCCGGCCGAUUUCCUUGGAGCGGAACCCGAGCCCACGCUGGCGAGGAGCGCCACAGGCCAGCGCACCCGAGCCCGUAGGCCUGAGAGGAAGACGCCCGUGGCCCUGACGAAUCCCCGGCUCCCCUGCUCCGUGGCUCCGACUCGCCGCCGGCCCCGAGCUGGCUAG